Molecule: messenger RNA, 1146 nt
Organism: Cantharellus anzutake
Lineage: Eukaryota; Fungi; Basidiomycota; Agaricomycetes; Cantharellales; Hydnaceae
Exons: 2
Coding region: 336-878 (180 amino acids)
Source: RefSeq, a predicted model, not a curated record
GUCAAAAGUGCAAAACAUUGCAACGGUUUAUUGGAGAACUGUAUAUAAGUACGAUGUGUAGAGCUGGAUGACAAUAUAUCUAAUGACACUGUGAUAUCGUACUCAGAGGAUCGGGCUGCAAUGCCGCGAUCAUAACAGCCGCAGCGCGUGAGGUAGCGCAAGUUACAGGAGGGCACAGUCCCCUUUCCUAGUAACACACAGCGGUAUCGAUCUUGAGCCCUCUGGGAACGUUAAAGGACGGAGUCCAACAACCUCUCUUGACUAACACCACUUCGUCACUCCCUCCCAGAGGAAAUAUUCGGAUCUGCCUCAUCUGAGAAAACAUCUUAUUCCCAAUGUCAGGGUUGUCAGGGUGGCAUACUCGUUCCCAUCCCCACCCGUCCCGAGGAACCUUUACGCCCUCUAGCGAAACACUCAUAGCUGGCGUCAUUCGCUCCACUCAUCUUUAUCCGCGGCAACUCGUCGCCGCCUUUUUCGUUCCCGAUUUCGUCGUAGACACUGAAGGACGCGUUUUCCAACUUAACUCAGAAGAGGAAAAAGGGGCCAUCUACCAGAUUCUCAGUCGUGCUACUUCCGACAAGAUCCCUCUAGCUGGAGGAUACAAUAAUCAGUGGAGGAUUUUCCAUCCGAGGACGGACUUUCCCAUCCACAAACUCAAGAUUCCUAGUACCGAAGCGGGUAAAGUGGAUGUCGUUUCUGUGUAUGGACUGUCAAAGAGCACAGGGACGCUCGAGAAGCUGGUUGGCGGAUACACGGAAUUGCCUGAAGUGCUCCAGGAAGCUUUCACGCUGAUGGACGAAGCCCGCACGACGACCGCUGAGGGGGAGGGCGAUAGCUCGCUCGCAAGAACUGUCGGAGAUCUUAUCGUUGAACUUUGAAAUGAUGUUUGACGAGGUAGUUUGGCAGAUGAGAAGAGUUUUAACACAUCCUUUUUGGUAGAUGACUGGUUGAUAGGCCACCAAACAAGCUGAACCCCAACCAACGAAUGAAAUUACUUGAAACAUUUCGGGAUCGCGUAAGGGACUCUUGCCUCGGGGCAGGAACAGUAAGAGGUUGGAGUUCGUCAACAUGACAUCGAAUGGCUCAUUGUCCAUCACGGCAAUCCGCGCCAAAGCGCAGAGCAUGGGACGAACCCUCAAUAAACUG